Loa loa (African eye worm) is the source of this 1878-nucleotide messenger RNA. Its product is annotated as cytoplasmic dynein intermediate chain 1. The transcript is spliced from 15 exons. The coding region runs from base 1 to 1878 and encodes 625 amino acids. The record is from RefSeq and is a predicted model, not a curated record. Gene Ontology annotation, cellular component: cytoplasmic dynein complex. Gene Ontology annotation, biological process: transport along microtubule. Gene Ontology annotation, molecular function: dynein light chain binding; dynein heavy chain binding. Lineage: Eukaryota; Metazoa; Nematoda; Chromadorea; Rhabditida; Onchocercidae.
AUGGCGACAGCUGAAGAGCGUAAGCUUGAACUCGAACGUAAAAAGCAGAAGUUGGCUGAAAUCCGGGAAGAGAAAAGACGCCGGGAAGAAGAACGGCGACGAAAUUUGCUGAGAAAUACAAAUCUUGAAAACGGAACAGUGGGCGAUUUGCCGAAAACAUUUUCGCAGAAGGAUCUAGAAGAAAUCCUUGAACCGUUAGGAAUAUCAGCCCAGCCUCAGAUCGAACGUUCCAUUACUCCUAACAACUUUGAUCACCGAACAGAUGGAGAUGGGAACAGCCAGAGAUAUUCAUCCAUUCUCAAAACACAAAAACUUGCCCUUUGUGAAACACAGUUGAUUUCAGUACCACCUAAGGAUGCUGCAAAUUAUUGUAAAACAACGCAAACCGAUGACGAUCGAGUAUCAGCAGGGGAAUUUAGUUUAGGUUCUCAGGAAUUUGAUUAUGAUGAAGAAAUGACGAUGUUGGACAAACAUUUAGAAAUCAAUUUUGACGAAUCUCCUACACGAGAAAUUGCGAAUAUUUUGCCUAAUUUUAAUUUUGGCGUACGCCAUCAUCAAGAGAUUAGUGAAGAAAAGAAAGAGGAGGAAACGAAGGUUCCAGAUUUGAGUGAAGAAGAGAAGUUGCAAAUUCUCAGCAGUCAAAAAUUUCAGCAAUUUUUUGAUUACAGCUCACGCGUCAUGGAACGACAAUUAGCUGAAGAGCUUAGUGUAGCGCAUAUCAUUAUAAAAGCCAUAACAGGUAUUGAUCACUGUGUACAACAUCCGGAAUUAUUUGCCGUUUCUUAUGAUCAGAAUCCUGAUUCUCCUCUUGAUCCUGUUGGAGUAGUACAAUUAUGGAGUUGUCGUUUCAAAAAGCCAACUGCUGAGUACACAUUCUAUUGUCAGUCACUGGUUACAAGUGUCGCGUUUGCCAAAUUCCAUCCAAAUUUGAUAAUGGGAGGAUGUUAUUCCGGUCAGAUUUGUAUGUGGGACAAUAGACUCAGCAAGAAGACUCCUGUCAAUAAGAGUCCUUUAUCAUCGCAAGCUCAUACUCAUCCGGUGCUUAGCAUGGCAGUGGUGGGAAGUCAAAAUGCACAUAAUUUAAUUAGUAUAUCAACUGAUGGAAGGCUUUGUUCGUGGAGCGUUGAUAAUUUAAAUCAACCAAUUGACGUGAUUGACUUAGCAUGGAAACAGAAACAGGUAACAUGCACAUGCAUGUCCUUCGCAUUGGAAGAUGUUAAUAAUUUUGUGGUAGGCAGUGAAGAAGGAAAUGUUUACACGGCAAGCAGGCAUGGUAAUAAAGGCGGAAUAAAUGAUGGCUAUGAAGGUCACAUUGGACCUGUAACAGGAGUUGACACACAUAAAGCUUCUGGCAUUAUUGAUUUGUCACAUUUGUUCUUAUCAUGUUCUUUGGAUUGGACAGUCAAGUUAUGGAGUACUAAGGAGACACGGCCGAUUUAUUCAUUCGAAAAGCAUGGCAAUUAUGUAACUGAUGUUGCCUGGUCUCCCGUUCAUCCUGCUGUUUUUACAUCUGCAGAUGCUAGUGGAAAUGUAUUUCUGUGGAAUUUAAACGAAGACACCGAAGCUCCUGUGUCACAUUUGCAAAUGGAAGGUGGUGUUGGAGUACGAAAGAUGAAAUGGAUGCAGAACGGUCAGCAGCUAACCGUGGGCGAUGAGAAAGGUAAUUUGUAUGUGUAUGAUGUACAUGAAAACCUUACAUGCUGUCGGCCAGAUGAAUGGUCGAAGCUGUCAAGAGCACUUCGUGAUAUCAGGCAGGCGAACGAGGAAGGAGAAGAAUUGUCAGAAACAAUGAAUAGCUUUAAUACAUCUUUUGGUAUUAGUUCAAUAACUAAUGCUGCAGUGGGUGUUGCUGGCUUAUCACCAAGACAACAGUGGUAG